AUGGGCUACAGUUUUCACAAAUGCAGCAAUAUCUAGCCCCAGUUUUAGUACUUAAAGCGAACAAAUAAUUAGGUUUCCACAUGAGGUUACAUCAAGAUACACUGACAUAAAAGAUAUAGUGAAUUUUUUUUAUUUUAGGAGUAGUUAACUUGCAAUGGAGAAAACUAAACCUGUGAAGCCAAAGGGAAGUCCAGUUAUUCGUUCAGCUAGCAAGGUUAAAAAGAAGUAUAGAAGAGGUUUUCCUUGUUCACCAACCAGGAAUACAAGGGCUAAAAAGGCUCUAUUUGAGGUACAAACAGGGAAGAGUAUAAAUAAAACUGCUGCAAAGUAUGAUCUAUCCUUUUCCUUCCUCCAGAGAAGAGUAAGUGGGAAAGUAUCAGUCCAAAGUAGAAAUGGGCCAAAGCCUUUUUUAUCACUUGAUGAAGAAAAUGUUAUAGCUCAUUAUGUCAGUGAAAUGGCAUUAAGGGGUAUGGGGCUAGGACCUUCAGAUAUAUUAGAUUUAGUGCAGAACUUUCUGAAAAAAGAGAAGCGCAAGAACAUGUUUAAAGAUAGUAGACCAAGCUAUGCUUGGUAUUAUGGCUUUAUGGCUAGACAUACUGACAAACUGGAAAAGCGGAAAGAGACACUUCUAGAGGCUUCUCGUUCAAAAGUAACCAAAGACGUUGUAGAUAAGUGGUUUGACCAAUAUACAGCAUUUCUGUCGGAGCAGGACAUGUUAGACACGCCCCACCGCAUAUUCAAUGCAGACGAGACUGGGUUUACUAUGGGGAGCAAAGCUGGUUCUGUUAUUGGUCCAUGUAGACAAAGGUAUUCAGGUGAUAUUCCACACCUGUCAGGAGGGUCCACAAAGCAAAGGCUGACAGUAAUGUACUGUGCUAAUGCAGAGGGAGCAGUGUUACCCCCAUUUUGUGUGUAUCCAGGGCCUAAACCAACUGCCUAUGACCCUUUGAAUGGGGCGACAAGAGGAACAGUAAUACACUACACUCGAAAGGGAUGGAUGGAUUCAAACACUUUCUCUGCAUUCAUAGACCACUUUGAUGAAAAUGUGAGUAAAGCUGAUCGGCCAGUGGUUUUACUAAUUGACAGUGUUAGUUCUCAUAUCAAUAUGGAUAUAUUUACCAAAGCAGCAACCAAGCAAAUUGAGAUCUACAGGUUAGUGCCUAACGCUACUCACCUUUUGCAACCUUUAGACAAGGGUGUAUUUGGUCCGUUCAAAAAGGAAUGGUAUACUACAGUCCGAAAAAACACUAGAUUAAACCCUGACAAACCUAUUACCAAAAAGAACUUUGCAGCAAAGUUAAAUGAAACAUACCUUUCAUUUUAUAGGCCAAGUAUUGUCAUUGGAGCUUUCAAAGGCUCUGGCAUAUACCCUGUAUGCAGACAGGCCAUAUCAAAUGACAGACUUAAGCCAUCUAAAACAUUCACUGUCACAGAUGAAGAUAAAGAGGAGGAAGGACCUAUAACAUCCAGCAACACGGAGGAGAAUAGGGUUCCAGAGAAAAAAUCCGUAGCAGCAACAGAAGCUUUUGGGAUGUAUAGCGAUGCUAUAGGAACACCAACCAGGGAACGGUACGAGAGGAGAAUUGAAGAAGGUUGGGAUCUUGAAACUCUUUCUCCAGGCUUCAGUGUUUAUAAAAAAUUGAAAGAGAAAACACACUCUUCUGUCUUGUCUGUGACAAGUCCAAUAGAUACACCCAAGGAGACAGCUAGUGUAUCCCAUGAUGGUCAGGAUAUGGAACAGCAAACACCAAACUUUGGACUGGACUUGCUUGCUUCUGCUGCUCUGGAAAGUGGCCCUGAAGAAAGACAGAAUGCUGGAAUGAUUAGUUCUCCAGAGAAUACUGAUACAGGAGUAGAUGUUUCACCAGCCUUGUUAGAAGUAACCAGACUACCAAAAGCAACGAGGACUGAUGCAAAAUGUAAACCCAGAAAACUGUUAAGUUCUCUGCCAUACAGCUUGACAUCAGCUGGUGCCAUAAGAGAAAUGGCUUUGCAUAAACUUGAUUUUGCCAGAAAGAAAGCAGAAAAAGAAAGAAAUGCAAGGAAACGCUAUUCACAGAAGAAAGCAAGAGAGGGUAAAUCCAAGUCAGCUGUAGUUACAUGUACCAAACGUCAAAGCCAAGUUAAAGUAAAGUGUUCAGCAAGAAUUGCACAGGCAACAAAAAGGAAGAACAAUAAGAAAGCUGCAGCAGCUAACUCUGGUACAUCUGAAACAAUAUGUCCCAUCUGCUCUGGUAGUUUUGAAGAAGAAAAUUUGCUUCAAGUGGGAACAACAUGGGUGGAAUGUGAUUCCUGUCAAAAAUGGAUGCACAAGGAUUGUAUUCCAAUAGGUUAUUCUGAUGAAAUGACAUUCAAUCCAGGCACUGCAGCUGUGGACUUUAUCUGCCAUCUUUGUGCCACUGAGGCGUCUUCAUGUAAUUAAGUUAAUAAGAUACAGAAUGGUUUCUUUCCAAUAAAGGUUUUGAUCUUGUAAAAAUAGGGGAUACCUGCAAUAGUAAUUAAAAAAACAAAUUUAAAAACAUUAAGACAUAUAAAAAUUUUAUGUGAAUAACAUUUCUGUAGGAUUGUCUAAAUAUUAUAUACUCUUAUUAUUUUAUAAUCUGUAAUUUGAAUUUUAAUCUGUCAUUUUUUCAGAAAGCCAAAACAGGACAUGUAGAGAUUGGUGAAAGUGCAGAAAUAUGGAUUAAGAAUUCAGUUAUUAAAGGUUACCAUGUGUAUGAAAUUCGACCACCUACUGUUGCCAUGUCAACAAACCGGCUUAUGGUUGACUUAGAGUAUACAAAUAUUGUUGAUCCUCAUGCAUCUCUUGUUUGGGUACCAGAGCUAUCUACAUUUCCUAAUGAGCUGCAUGAAAUAACAACAGAUGCUAAAAGACAUCUUCAGUUAAAAGAUAUUGCAGGUUUGCCAAUAGGACAUGCCCCAAGAGGAUUAGGUUUUGUUUUUCGACAAUUAAUAGAGAAGGGAUGCAGAGUAGAGGCUAUUGCACUGGGGGAUCCAUGUCCCAGUUUCCCCCCUUGGCCUCCAGUUAUGGAGAAGGGAGGUGGUGUUGUCAUACCAUGUGAUUAUAUUAUUUCGUCAGUGUCUAAAGAUUAUUUGAAUGAAGCCAAAGAACUCAUAAUCAGUACACUAAGUAACAUGCCUGAGCGAGAAGCUAUGGCAGUAGACAUUGUAUUUACUUAAGUUUCUAAAUAGUGAGCAUUUUGUGUUGUAUAUUGAAGGUUUCAAGACACUUAAUUAUGUUUUUUUUUCUUAACCAAAACAGGAUUUUAAAUAUCAGAGAAUUUAGAAUUUCAUGAGCAAAUGUUUCAAUUAUAAAGACAUAUGAAAUUUGCAUAACAAUGAUACAAUGCCAUUUGGCAUGUGGUAUAAAAAUAGAAGAAUCUAGUCAGUUAUUUUUUCAGCAUUGUUUUAAUUGUGUAAAAUUGUUUUGAUAAUAAAAGGUUUAAUGCACAUAUGUAUUUUCUGGCAAUUUUAAGAUAUUACUUUGCAUAACAGUGAUUGCACAUGUAAAUGGGAGAUACUUGAACUCAAAAUAUCAAAGGAUACCCUGGACAUAUCAACAGAACAGUAUAUUACAGGAUAUCUUUGCACUGGGGUCGAUUUGUGUGGUAACCGAUAACGUAUUCGGAACUCAUCGGGUUAUUCGCAACAGGUAAAACGGCGACCUAGGUUUGUUGGCGCAAUACAUAUUUCUCAAAAUAAAUAUUACAUGUUGAUAACUUGUAUUAGAAUCCACAGA
Molecule: messenger RNA, 3739 nt
Organism: Ostrea edulis (European flat oyster)
Lineage: Eukaryota; Metazoa; Mollusca; Bivalvia; Ostreida; Ostreidae
Exons: 1
Coding region: 155-2422 (755 amino acids)
Cellular component (GO): nucleus
Molecular function (GO): DNA binding
Source: RefSeq, a predicted model, not a curated record